AUGUUGGUAGAUAUUGCUGUGCAAAUUUUACGAGUUGUACUAACAACAUUUAUUAUUUUGGGAACAAUUGGUAAUGGUCUCAAUUUAUUUAUUUUUACACGUCCGACACUCUCAAAAUCAUCUUGUACAUUAUAUCUUAUUGCAGCUUCAAUUGAUAAUAUUCUGGUUAUUUACAUAUCAUUAUUAACUCGUUUAUUAGCCAAUGGAUUCUCUCUUGAUGUAGCAAAAACAUCGGAUGUUAUGUGUAAAUUACGAUUUUAUUUUGGUUAUGUAUUUUUUGCUUUAUCACCAUAUUUCUAUACAUUGGCUUGUUUUGAUCGAUAUUGUUCAAGUUCAGCAUCAGCUACACGCCGAUCAUUGUGUAAUAAAAAAGUAGCAAAACGAUUAAUUAUUGGAGCAAUUAUUUUGGCUUGUAUUUUAUAUUUUCAUAUGGCAAUAUUCUUUCAAAUAAUUACGGAAGAUUCCAUGGUUUUGUGUGAUGCUCAACCAGGUCUUUAUGAGUUAUUUUAUCGAAUAUUUUAUCUGGUAAUUUAUUGUAUUUUACCAUCUUUUUGUAUGGCUGUAUUGUGUAUACUUACACUGAUGAAUAUUCAUAAACAAACACGUCGAAUUCAACCUGUCUUCACAAUUGGUAAUGAUGGUUCUCGUCGUCUUGAACAUCAUUUAAUUCGAAUGUUAUUUGCACAAAUUAUAACACAAGUUCUUUCUAUUCUACCAUUUGCUAUUCUUAAUUUAGUGGGUUUUUUAACUGAUCGACGUACAAAUUUAUUUGAAUUUUUCAAUCAAAUUUUUACUCUACCAUUAUUUAUUAGUUACGCAACAAGUUUUUAUAUUUUUACAAUGUCAUCUUACAUAUAUCGACAAGAGUUACUUAGACUUUUCUGGUUUCGAAAAGCAAGAGGAGAUGAAAGAAAAUUCAGUUUACAAACAUUAGUAAAUGGCCAAAAUACUCUAACGAAAAGGAAGGGUACUACUAGUAAAAUUGCAAAUUGA
This is a messenger RNA of Rotaria sp. Silwood1, 993 nucleotides long. The record is from the annotation of a GenBank genome assembly. NCBI's taxonomy places the organism in Eukaryota, Metazoa, Rotifera, Eurotatoria, Philodinida, Philodinidae.